CCACAUCCGCUUAGUAUAUAUGUCACCACCCUGUCGCUAGUAGGGUAAGAGAAGCUGAGAACACAACGAAAUUGUAUCAGAUCGUACUCAAUUUACAGUAGACAUGCAGAUCUUUGUUAAGACCCUCACAGGCAAGACCAUCACUCUCGAGGUAGAGGCAAGCGACACCAUUGAGAACGUCAAGGCCAAGAUCCAGGACAAAGAAGGCAUUCCCCCAGACCAACAGAGGUUGAUCUUUGCCGGCAAACAGCUGGAAGAUGGCCGCACCCUGUCAGACUACAACAUCCAGAAAGAAUCCACCCUCCAUCUUGUCCUUCGCCUCAGGGGAGGCAUGCAAAUCUUCGUGAAAACCCUCACGGGCAAGACCAUCACUCUCGAGGUAGAGCCAAGCGACACCAUUGAGAACGUCAAGGCCAAGAUCCAGGACAAAGAAGGCAUUCCCCCAGACCAACAGAGAUUGAUUUUUGCCGGCAAACAGCUGGAAGAUGGCCGUACCCUGUCAGACUACAACAUCCAGAAAGAAUCCACCCUCCAUCUUGUCCUUCGCCUCAGGGGAGGCAUGCAAAUCUUCGUGAAGACCCUCACAGGCAAGACCAUCACUCUCGAGGUAGAGCCAAGCGACACCAUUGAGAACGUCAAGGCCAAGAUCCAGGACAAAGAAGGCAUUCCCCCAGACCAACAGAGAUUGAUUUUUGCCGGCAAACAGCUGGAAGAUGGCCGCACCCUGUCAGACUACAACAUCCAGAAAGAAUCCACCCUCCAUCUUGUCCUUCGCCUCAGGGGAGGCAUGCAAAUCUUCGUGAAAACCCUCACGGGCAAGACCAUCACUCUCGAGGUAGAGGCAAGCGACACCAUUGAGAACGUCAAGGCCAAGAUCCAGGACAAAGAAGGCAUUCCCCCAGACCAACAGAGGUUGAUCUUUGCCGGCAAACAGCUGGAAGAUGGCCGCACCCUGUCAGACUACAACAUCCAGAAAGAAUCCACCCUCCAUCUUGUCCUUCGCCUCAGGGGAGGCAUGCAAAUCUUCGUGAAAACCCUCACGGGCAAGACCAUCACUCUCGAGGUAGAGCCAAGCGACACCAUUGAGAACGUCAAGGCCAAGAUCCAGGACAAAGAAGGCAUUCCCCCAGACCAACAGAGAUUGAUUUUUGCCGGCAAACAGCUGGAAGAUGGCCGUACCCUGUCAGACUACAACAUCCAGAAAGAAUCCACCCUCCAUCUUGUCCUUCGCCUCAGGGGAGGCAUGCAAAUCUUCGUGAAGACCCUCACAGGCAAGACCAUCACUCUCGAGGUAGAGCCAAGCGACACCAUUGAGAACGUCAAGGCCAAGAUCCAGGACAAAGAAGGCAUUCCCCCAGACCAACAGAGAUUGAUUUUUGCCGGCAAACAGCUGGAAGAUGGCCGCACCCUGUCAGACUACAACAUCCAGAAAGAAUCCACCCUCCAUCUUGUCCUUCGCCUCAGGGGAGGCAUGCAAAUCUUCGUGAAGACCCUCACAGGCAAGACCAUCACUCUCGAGGUAGAGCCAAGCGACACCAUUGAGAACGUCAAGGCCAAGAUCCAGGACAAAGAAGGCAUUCCCCCAGACCAACAGAGAUUGAUUUUUGCCGGCAAACAGCUGGAAGAUGGCCGCACCCUGUCAGACUACAACAUCCAGAAAGAAUCCACCCUCCAUCUUGUCCUUCGCCUCAGGGGAGGCAUGCAAAUCUUCGUGAAGACCCUCACAGGCAAGACCAUCACUCUCGAGGUUGAGCCAAGCGACACCAUUGAGAACGUCAAGGCCAAGAUCCAGGACAAAGAAGGCAUUCCCCCAGACCAGCAGAGGUUGAUUUUUGCCGGCAAACAGCUGGAAGAUGGCCGUACCCUGUCAGACUACAACAUCCAGAAAGAAUCCACCCUCCAUCUUGUCCUUCGUCUCAGAGGAGGGCAAUAAAUGUCCAAAACACCAAUGUUUCUGUCACCAAGUUUCUUAUUCCUUAAUCUGUUCUUUUUAUAUAAUUGAAGCAAUAUUGUUAAAAUAAAGAUAACUUAUCUCCUU
This is a messenger RNA of Hypomesus transpacificus, 2038 nucleotides long. It is a transcript of the gene ubb, whose product is annotated as ubiquitin B. Gene Ontology annotation, molecular function: protein tag activity; ubiquitin protein ligase binding. Lineage: Eukaryota; Metazoa; Chordata; Actinopteri; Osmeriformes; Osmeridae. Gene Ontology annotation, biological process: protein ubiquitination; modification-dependent protein catabolic process. The record is from RefSeq and is a predicted model, not a curated record. The coding region runs from base 104 to 1933 and encodes 609 amino acids. Gene Ontology annotation, cellular component: cytoplasm; nucleus. The transcript is spliced from 2 exons.